CCCUUCUAUUUCCCUUCCACCCACACACACAAACUCACAUACCGACAAACAAAUUAGAUGCACACUGCAAUGAUCACCGACAUUAACAAUGUACCUAUUGACCAAGCCUUGAAGGAGAAUGGCUAUGUUAUUGUGGAUGGCCUCAUUCCCGAUGCUAUGGUGCAACGCUUGAAGGAUGCUUGCGAGCGCAGCAUCAACAAGGCCCGAACCGGACAGUGGAAGCAUUGCCGCUUUGUUGGCACCCAAUUCCCCCCAUGGACCGAAGGUACUGAUGUGUGGGGCGUGCAGCAUCUUUUGCAUCCUGAUCUGCAGGAAACCGUCUUUGCCGAGUGGUAUGGUUCGCCAAAGCUUGUUGAAGCUGUGUGCCAGCUCCUGAGCACCACUACCGACAGCCUGCAAAUGGAGUUGUUCAAUCUUCUUAUUAAUCCCGAAGAACGUGAUUUCGACUUAACAUGGCACCGCGACGCUGUUCCUGCUGAAACACCCAAGGAGCAAGAAAAGGAAAAGCUCGAGAUUCCUCAUUACGGCACGCAAUGGAACACUGCACUUUAUGACGACGCGUGUUUGUUCGUGGUACCAAAAUCACACCGCCGUGUCCGAACAUCGGAGGAGCGAGAUAUUACCAUCAAUGAUCCCAAGAGCCACAACAUGCCCGGUCAACUACAAGUGCACUUGAAGCCUGGACAGACCGUCUUUUAUGACAACAACAUUUUGCACCGUGCUGCUUACUUCAAGUCGUCGAAGCGCGCCACAUUGCAUGCUUCCAUGGGAACCAUCGACGGCGGUCAUCACCGCGCUGCCACUAUUUUCCAACAUGGUUUGGAUUGGAUGGAUACUGACGCUUUCCGCCAACAAUUGCCUGAAUCCCUCAAAACUCCUUACUCUAACGUCUGUGCCAUGGCUGCUCGUUCCAAUGAAGGCAAAUUUGCCGUAAAGCCAAUUCAUGAGGGAUUGUAAAUAUAAAACACCCAUUUUUUAUAUCUUUUUUCCUUUUUUUCCCUUAUAGCAUAAGUAGUAAACAAAGUUGUAGUAUCUGUAAUCAUGGUAAUAUAAUAACACAGUCGAGCAGAGCAAUGAUGAGUUUCUUUUUUACAUAUAUGUGCGGUAGUGAUGGUGGUCGUAGUAGGUCGGUUUGGCUUGGUUUAAAAGGCAUAGUCUAAUUCUCCUUCAGAGCUAUCUUCGUCCGGGCUAGAUAAUAUAUGCAAGUUUGAUUUAUGUAAAAGAUGAUAAAAGAGAUUUAGUUGAUGAAGAAAGCAAGAUCCAAAAAGUACUCCCGUAACCACGUUUCUCAACUUACACAUCACCUAGCGCGACUUGGAG
Messenger RNA from Zychaea mexicana, 1320 nucleotides. RefSeq lists its product as uncharacterized. Lineage: Eukaryota; Fungi; Mucoromycota; Mucoromycetes; Mucorales; Lichtheimiaceae. The transcript has 5 exons. The record is from RefSeq and is a predicted model, not a curated record. Bases 58 to 957 code for a protein of 299 amino acids.